AUGUUGAUUGAUGAUCAAGUGAAGGACCUUCCGAAGGAUCCAGCUGAUGAAUUAGAUCUACAUCACAUGAAAAGUGAGACUUUAAGUAGAUUAAAUCAAUAUAAAGGUUUGAAGAAAGAUGAACCGGAGCCAAGAGUUAAGAGAAUGAUUUGUAAGAUUGAAAAUCUAAACUAUGUCGCUCCUGAGAAUGAUGCUUGGAGGCAUGAUAACAAGCCAGCUAAGAAGAAGCCUACACCAACACUUGUGGAUGAACCAGUGAUAGAUCCUACAGAAUUAAUGCAGCAAGGUGUUGACUUGAUGAAGGAGACACUUGAUGAUUUUAUAAAGAGAAAUGAGGAGGCUAAAGCUGCUAAAGUGUUGCACAAGAUCCAAGUGUUGAAAAGUGAUACUGAGCCAGAGAUUGAUACGUCAAAGAUUGGUGUUGGAAAGAUUACAUUGAAAGUAAAGCCUCAGAAGAAGAAAAAAGGUUCUGAUGAAGAGGAUGAAACAUACAUUCCAACAGCUAAAGAGAAAAAGAAACAACGCAAGAAGCGCAAUGCUGUUCAAACUGGAGUUAUUCCUAGAAAUGUUAGAGCAAGGGAGAGGUCAGCUACUGUGCCGGAAAUGCAAAGUGGCAAAACUCAAGAAGUUCAAGUUCAAAGAACUCUAGAAGUUCAAGCUGAAAGUAUUCCUGAAGUUGAGGUUCAAAGUGUUGAAAAGCCAGAAGCUGAGACAAAGAAAGCUCAUGAAAGUCCAAUCUUUGAGAAGGUAGUCAAGAAUGUUGAAGCUAGAAAGGGUGAUGAUGAUGAUGAAGUUGUAUUCACAGGAGAAAGAAUAUCUACACCACCACCACCAGAAAAUCCAACCAUUCAUAUUCCAGAUGAUCAAGAGAUGUCAAAGCCAAAGAAAGUUACUUCUCCUGGUCUAUUUGAAGGUUUUCCAAAUGUUCAAGGUGAAUUCACUAAUGAAAUUCUUACUGGAGGCGAAUACGACAUGUUUCAUGAUGCAAAGAUCAAGGAGUUAACAAAGAAAGUAAGCUUUCUGGAGAAAGAAAAGGCCAAAGUAGAAGCUAAGCGCGAUGAAUUGAAACAGAAACUUGAGAAAUCUUUGGAAAUGAAUGAAGAAAUGAAGGCAGUCGUGAGUGAUCAUGCUAAAAGAAUAUAUGAAUUAACAGAAGAUCUGGCUAAUAAUGCUAAACUCAUUGAUCAACUCACUAAUGAGCUUUCAGAAGUGAAUGCAAGGUAUAAAAACAUGAAUGAAACAAACCAGACAUUGCAUCAAAUGCUCGAUAAUCUUCAUGAAGCGUCUUCCAACGAAAACAAAGUGUUGAAGCUAGAGAUAUCAGCUGAAUAUACUAUAUGCUAUGAGAUUCAAAGGGUUGAGGAACGAAGAGCUCAGAGGGAGAAAGAGUUGGCUGAGGCAGCAACUCAGAAAAAGAAGGAUUUGAUUGCUGAAACUCAAGAAGCUGGAGGUUCUUCGAGUCAGCCUGAAAGGUGA
Helianthus annuus (common sunflower) is the source of this 1476-nucleotide messenger RNA. RefSeq lists its product as uncharacterized. Bases 1 to 1476 code for a protein of 491 amino acids. The transcript has 4 exons. NCBI's taxonomy places the organism in Eukaryota, Viridiplantae, Streptophyta, Magnoliopsida, Asterales, Asteraceae. The record is from RefSeq and is a predicted model, not a curated record.